CUCUGUCAUAAUAAUCUCUCUAUUUAAAGACCCUCUACGGUUUCAGUUUGUACAAAAAGAUCAAAAAAUGGCUCUUCCUACGAAUCACUCGCUCCUUCUUCCAGCACUGCUCAAAGGUUCUAAGACCUCCAUCAAUCCUUCCUUCACUAUCUCUCCUAAGUCGCCUCUGACCAUCUCUGAGACCUUCUCCAGGUUGAAGAAACAAAGAAAAGUUGGAUUCAUACCUUACAUCACUGCUGGAGAUCCGGAUUUAUGUACGACAGAGAAAGCAUUGAGAUUGUUGAGCUCCUGCGGUGCAGAUCUCAUUGAAGUGGGCUUGCCUUACCCUGAUCCCAUCUUAGAUGGUCCGGUGAUUCAGGCUUCUACAAUUCGGGCAUUGACCAAUGGGGUCAAUUUUCAGGCCAUUAUUUCAAUGCUAGGAAAGGUAGUUCCUGAACUAUCAUGUCCAAUCAUUUUGUUUUCCUAUUAUAAUCAGAUAAUGAAAAUUAAUCAAGAAAGUUUCAUGUCUGCUUUGAAUUAUGGAGGCAUUCAAGGACUUAUUGUGCCAGACCUUCCUUUUGAGGACAUUGGGAGUUUAAAGAAGAGGGCUAAUAAGAAGAAUAUUGAUUUGGUCCUAUUAGCUGCACCAACUACUUCAAAUUAUCGACUGAAAGCCAUUGUUGAUGCUAGUGAUGGUUUUCUCUACCUUGUUAGCACAACUGGAGUUACAGGUGCUCGUUCAAAUUUGAAUUCACAAGUACAAUUUCGAUUGGAAGAACUUAAAAAGGAAACCUCAAAACCCAUAGCAGUUGGAUUUGGAAUAUCAAAACCAGAACAUGUAAAGCAGCUAUCAAUAUGGGGAGCAAAUGGUGUGAUUGUGGGCAGUGCCAUUGUCAAGCUAUUAGGAGAAAGUAAAUCCUCUGAAGAAGGAUUAAGACUUGUGGAGACGUUUACAAAAUCCUUAACUUCUGCACUACCUUGAAAACCAAUUUAAUCAAAUUAUAUUCUAUUUUUAGUUAUUUUUUGCUAAUAAAUCGUUUGUAAGAAAAAGUAUUUAUCAAAUAAAUCAUGAUUUUUCAAAUGCUU
Molecule: messenger RNA, 1065 nt
Organism: Dendrobium catenatum
Lineage: Eukaryota; Viridiplantae; Streptophyta; Magnoliopsida; Asparagales; Orchidaceae
Product: tryptophan synthase alpha chain-like
Exons: 9
Coding region: 68-961 (297 amino acids)
Biological process (GO): L-tryptophan biosynthetic process
Cellular component (GO): chloroplast; cytosol
Molecular function (GO): tryptophan synthase activity
Source: RefSeq, a predicted model, not a curated record